UAUUACGCAUUGAUUACAUUAGACACCAGAUAAACACUUGAUACAAUACAUUGGGUAAAACGUAGUGGUUAUAUACUCUUUGACGUUGGGUCGUUGGCUGUGAAAGUGGACUUACAGUGUUUAACCGCGGAAUAAAUAUAAGAAAAAUAUCGUUGCAUUAAUUAGAAUCCAUAUAACAACGAAAAUAUUAUUCGCCUCACCGCGAAUUCAUUAUCGCCAUGUCAACAAAAUUAUGAGUUAACCGCUAAGAGCAGGAGUCACAAUGUCCCUCCAGCGUGACAGUAUGGGCAUGAUGCCCAAUGCAGGUGUGGGGGCCUCCGACCCCCGAUCUCAGCUGCACCAGGAGAUGAGGGAGCAGAACUUUGAUCUUAUCAGAUUUGCAUCUUACCGAACAGCUUGCAAACUCCGUUAUGUCCAGAAGAAGUGUAACUUACACGUAAUAGACAUAUGGAAUGUAAUAGAAGCGUUCAGAGAGAAUGCUCUGAACACUCUUGAGCCCAAUGCCUGUGUGAACGUCACUAGGCUGGAGACGCUGGUGUCCUCGCUGUACCAUAAUCUGAACAAGCGGUUGCCGCCAGCGCAUCAGGUGUCGGUGGAGGCGUGCUCCGCGUUGCUACUAAAUUGGUUGCUGUCUGCUUAUAGCACUGGUGAGAAUGUUGGCAAAAUAAGAGUGUUCUCAAUAAAAGUCGCAUUGGCUACGAUGUGUGCAGGAAAGCUAAUGGAUAAAUUACGAUAUAUCUUCUCCCAAUUAUCCGACGGCAACGGCCACCUAUUGAUGAAGAGGCUAUCUGACUACCUAAGAGAAGUUCUGGCUCUGCCGGCGGCCGUGUACGAAUCCCCGUCGUUCAGUUAUGACGACUCACUGGCCCUGUCUAUAUUCAACCAGAACGGCAAGAUAACAGUGAACGAUUUCCUGGAUACUUUGAUGUCCGAUUCCGGUCCGCCUUGUCUAGUAUGGCUGCCCCUACUUCAUAGACUGGCAAGCGUUGAAAAUGUGGUCCACCCGCUGGCCUGCUCCGCGUGCCGCCUAAGCGCAUUAACCGGUUUCCGCUACCGCUGCGCGCGCUGUGCCAACUACACACUUUGCCAGGACUGCUUCUGGCGCGGCAGAGUCUCCCAGGGCCACACCAAUGAGCACGAGGUCAAGGAAUACUCGCACUAUAAAUCUCCAUCAAAGCAAAUCGGAGCAACGCUGCGCAAGUCAUUUCGAUGUGUACCGGAACGGGCUCGAACCCAGGUCCCGCGCUACCCUGACCGCCCUGAGCGCACACUCAACCUCAGUCAUAUCGUACCACCCUCCCCGGUACCGGCACACAACGGCUUUCCAGAAUACGCACCAGGAUACGUCAAUACGGGUUCGUUGGAUUCCCGAUCGUCGAGGUCUACUCAUCGCAGCAUAGCAGAGCAUUUGUCGCGUGGAGUAGACGACGAACACCGUCUGAUCGCGCGAUACGCCGCGCGAUUGGCGCAUGAAAAUCGCACUAUGCCGCGAGCGGGACGGUCAGCAUCACUCACUCCAGAACUGGGUCGAUCAUCAUCCGAGGGAUCAGAGGUGGACGCGGCGAGGCAGCAGCGGGAACUCAUCUCGCAGCUCGAAGCCAAGAAUAGAGAGAUUAUGAGAGAAAUCGCGAGACUCAGACGCCAACAAGAAGCCGAAGCGUCAGCUAGUGGGUCAGGUUCCGCCCCUCCGCUGGUGUCUGAACUGAGGGCCCUUCGACAAAGGAAAGACGAGCUGGAAGGGCACUUGUCCUCGCUGCAGGACUCCCGGAAACACCUCAUGCAGCAGCUCGAGGGGCUCAUGAGGAUGCUCAAGACGCAGCAGUCCUCGCCUCGCUCGACCCCCAACUCUUCACCCCGCUCGACCAAGAGCCCGCCGCUGCCGGGCUCCCAGCCUCAGCCUACAGCACCGGAAAGGGAGACAAGUAGCCGUGGAACGGUGCGCAGCGCGCCGCAAACACCAUCUCUCGGCGAGCGGGAACGCAUCGACAUGACGCACAGUCUUGGAGGCAUGGAAAGUAUGGGAGGCGACGGUAGGAAUUUUCAUCAAAACCAAAGACCAACUACCAUGGGCAUAGAUAACAGAAGCCUGCGGAGCGACCUACUGUACGCGGCGGACUCUGUCACCAACGCCAUGUCAACGCUUGUUCGCGAACUCAACUCUGAGGGCUCCGAUACUGAAGACACUAUCAAAGGGGCCGUUGGACCGAGAAAGCUGAGAGAUUUUGAAGAGGACGACGACAGCGACGAACCGAUGCCGCGGCCGCAGCCGCCACGUCAUUACCUGCACGAUAACAAUGUGCAGAGCAUGGCAGCUAGCGUAGAGACACAAUCUUAAGUUUUUUGCCAGUCUAUGAUCAGGACACCCCUCCACCUCUCCCUGCACGCACCGGCCACUACUACCCAAGGACAUAGUGUAACUAAUUACAUUUACCGUAAACGUUGACAUUUAAAACCAAAGCUUCAACAGUUCUCGAGCUUUUUGACUCCUAUCUGGUUUUUUUUAAUGACCUGGCGAAACAUUAAAGAAAUAUCGGUUUAUCGCUCUGGCCGUCAUAUCGCGAUCGAUGUAGGGCUACCAGAUCCGUUAUCAGGUUUAAAAAAUAUCGGUUUAUCGCUCUUGGCGUGGCCUCUUUUCAGAUCGCGAUCGAUGUAGGGCUACCAGAUCCGUUUUCAGGUUUAUAAGAUAUCGGUUUAUCGCUCUUGCCGUGGGCUCUUUUCCGAUAGAAAUCCAUGUAGGGCUACCAGAUCCGAUUUCAGGUUUUUCGAGAGCAUAAUAAUAUUAUUGAAAAUGGGACUCCGUGUUCAAAUUCAUCCUGGACACAAAUAUAUAUUUGUGGCUUUCCAUCAGAGAAGAGUCUUUAUGCUUCAUGUGCAUAAGGAAAGUUUCCAUCAGAGAAGGGUCCUUGUGCACAUGAAUCAUAAGGACCCUUCUAUGGUGGAAAGCCACAUUUAAACUACAUAGAUGUAUUUUUUGUAAAUUGAAUCAAUUUUAUAUUAACUUUAUAUUUUUACGCAUACGCAUUUUAACUAUUUCAGUGCUUAAUAUUGUCUUCGGUUACCGCGAUAGUUACUCAUGAAAUAAAACUAUGAAAACGGAUUAUAUCGCGUAUAUUGAAUUAUAAAUCGAACGUCGUAUUGAACGUCGGGAUGUAUUAUAAAUUCAAUAUACGCGAUAUAAUCCGUUUUCAUAGUUUUAUUUCAGUGCUAUUAAUGUGUUGUACUCCAAACUAGUUCAUACGUAUGAACUAAAAAGUAGCAAAUAAAGUACCCACCCACACACAAACUAGAUUUUGUCAAACGAUUAAGGCGGUUCCCUGAGAAGGCGAAAAAUCUCCUUGUAUGAUCAUGUUUUUCUAAGAGACGUUGAUAUUCGUAGACGUGGAAAAAUAUAUGUAGUUCCUGAGGGACACACUUAUCCCACGUACGCAACGUAUGCAACGCAUUAUGACAAUCUGAACCUUAAAAGUUGUAUGCUUAGAAAUAUACUUGUCAUGCGUUGCGUUGCGUAUGACAAGUAUGUUUCUAAGCAUACAAAUUUCAGGGUUCAUGUCAUAAUGCAUUGCAUGCGUUGUGUACGUGGGAUAAAUGUUUCCGAGCUUUAGUCGCUU
Messenger RNA from Cydia strobilella, 3608 nucleotides. RefSeq names its product dystrobrevin beta. Gene Ontology annotation, cellular component: plasma membrane; synapse. The record is from RefSeq and is a predicted model, not a curated record. The transcript has 21 exons. Bases 263 to 2335 code for a protein of 690 amino acids. Gene Ontology annotation, molecular function: zinc ion binding. NCBI's taxonomy places the organism in Eukaryota, Metazoa, Arthropoda, Insecta, Lepidoptera, Tortricidae. Gene Ontology annotation, biological process: synaptic signaling.